AUGACAAAAUUGUUUUAUGAACCAAAAAGAAUAAAUGAAAGGAAAGGGACUGAACCUCUUGCUUUAGUUUGCAUGAGGUUUUCAUGUUUAAUAAUUUCCAUGAUAAUAUUAAUGGUAUUUUUUGCUUUUAUGGUAUAUUCUGUUGCCUCCGAUGGAAGAAUCACUACAAGCGUGAUAAUACCUAAACCAUAUAUACCAAUACCAGAUUUAGUAAUAAAUGCGAAUUUUAGUUUUUCAAUGGAUUGUCAACUUCAAUACCUUGAUGGCAGAGCAAUAUCUCAAACAGACAAGGAUUCGUGUUCAAAUUAUAUAGUGCCAACAGUAUGUAAUGAACCUGAUCCUAAUGAUUUAUCAAAGGGUCGAUGCACAGGAAAAUUUCAAGUCCCAACUGAACUUCUGGAUGCACCUUUAACUGAAAGAUUAAGUUUUAGUUUGCCUGAUAAACGUUAUGGCAUUCAAUUUUUAAUCAAUAUCACUGAUGAUGUUCCUUAUGAUCCAAAAUAUGAUAAUGGUAUUAUAGUUAAAGCUUAUGAUCAAGAAUUUAAUCCACACAGAUUACCUGAAGCAGUAAAUAAUCUUAUAAGUAAAAUUGAUCCUUGUUUUAUUGAUAGACUUGAUAGUCUUAACUUUCAUAUGUUAGCCCAUCAUCAGAGUCGAUGUAUAGGAAAAUUCCAAGUUCCAACUGAACUUCUGGAUGCACCUAUAACUGAAAGAUUAAAUUUUAGUUUACCUGAUAAACGUUAUGGCAUUCAAUUUUUAAUCAAUAUCACUGAUGCUGAAUAUAAUCCAAAAUAUGAUAAUGGUAUUGUAAUUAAAGCCUACGAUCAAGAAUUUAAUCCACACAGAUUACCUGAAGCGGUGGGUAAUCUCGUAAAUAAACUUGAUCCUUAUUUUAUUGAGAGACUUGAUAGUCUCAACUUUCAUAUAAUGACAUAUCAUCAGACAAGAGAAUUUCUUAUAACGUCAUUUUGGGAAAUGCUCGGUUUACCUCCAUAUUAUUUCCUUCAACCUUAUAUUGAUUCUAGAAUUGAAUAUAUAAGAAUACCAAGUAUAAUAGAUCAAUUUGCAACCAGUAAUUAUGGUAUUUUAUUUGUUGGUACUUUGAAUUGGAUUGAAACAAUAGAAAGUGAUCUUAGAAUUUAUAAUAAUCUGGAUUCAAUCGCAUUAAUAUCAUUAUUUUAUUCAUUAUUAACUGGAGUUUAUACUUUUCUAUUUGGUUGGUCUGCAAUAGUGCCUUGGGGAAUAUGUCAAAGGUCAUGUUGUUCCAGCGGAUCAAAAGCAAAACUAUGCAAAAAAUUUGAAUCAAGAGGUAUACCGCUUAUGCCAUAA
Molecule: messenger RNA, 1329 nt
Organism: Entrophospora sp. SA101
Lineage: Eukaryota; Fungi; Glomeromycota; Glomeromycetes; Entrophosporales; Entrophosporaceae
Source: the annotation of a GenBank genome assembly